Molecule: messenger RNA, 2956 nt
Organism: Lethenteron reissneri (Far Eastern brook lamprey)
Lineage: Eukaryota; Metazoa; Chordata; Hyperoartia; Petromyzontiformes; Petromyzontidae
Product: WW domain-containing oxidoreductase-like
Molecular function (GO): protein binding
Source: RefSeq, a predicted model, not a curated record
CCCUCACCGCCGUGGCCGCGUACGGACGAUGUCGGCGCUUCGCUACGCGGGUCUGGACGACACGGACAGCGAGGACGAGCUCCCGCCCGCCUGGGAGGAGCGGUCGACGCCGGACGGAUGGAUUUACUACGUCAAGUGAGCGGGACGGGAUGUCAUGCAGAGCAGAAGACCCAGUGGGACAACCCCAAGACAGGCAAACGCAAGAAGGUGGCUGGAGAGCUCCCGUACGGGUGGCAGCAACUCGUGGACGCCAAGGGCCAAGUCUACUUCACCGACCACAUCAACGGGCGCACGACGUUUGUGGACCCGCGCCUCGCCUUCCCCGUGGAGCAGACGGGGGCGGCUCGCUCCUCCUCCUCCGCCGCCGCGUUCCGCCAGCGCUUCGACGGCAGCAGCACGGCACUCGACGUGCUGCAGGGUCGCGACCUCAGCGGCGUCGUCGCGCUGGUCACCGGCGCCAGCAGCGGGAUCGGCUUUGAGACGUCGCGCUCUCUGGCGCUGCACGGAGCGCACGUCUUCCUGGCGUGCCGUGACGACGCCAGGGGUGCGCACGCCGCGCAGCUCAUCACCAGCGAGUGGCCCCAGGCUCAAGUGGACGUGCUGCCGCUGGACUUGGCGUCGCUGCACAGCGUACGCGAGUGCGCCGACAGCUUCAUCUCCCGGCGCCUGCCCCUGCACGUGUUGGUGUGCAACGCCGCCGUCUUCGCCGCUCCCUGGAGCCUCACGGAGGACCUGCUGGAGUCCACCUUCCAGGUGAACUACCUGGGCCACUUCUACCUGCUGCGCCUGCUCCAGGAGACGCUGGUGCGCUCGGCGCCGGCGCGGGUCGUGCUCGUCUCGUCCGAGUCGCACAGGUUCCCCGAGCUGGACGGCGCCGGCUUCCGCGUGGAUCUGUCGCGCCUGUCGCCGGCGUCGCGCUCCGACCACUGGCCGGCGCUCGCCUACAACCGCUCCAAGCUGUGCGCACUGCUGCUGGUGCUGGCGCUGCACGCUCGCCUCGCGCCGCUGCGCGUCGCCACACACGCCGUGCACCCGGGCAACAUGGUGUCCACGCGCCUCGCUCGCCACUCCUGGGCCUACCGCCUCCUCUUCCAGCUCGCCCGCCCGUUCACCAAGUCCCCGCAGCAGGCGGCGGCCACGACGGUGUACUGCGCGACGGCGCCGGAGCUGCAGGGCGCCAGCGGCAUGUACUUCAACAACUGCUGCCGCUGCCUCCCGUCCGCGGCCGCACAGAGCGAGGAGCUGGCGCAGGACCUCUGGGAGCUCAGCGAGCGCCUCGUGAGCGAGCGCAUGGGGCCACUGCCGCCCGCUGGCAAUGCCUGAGGCGGCGGCGGCGGCUGCCAGGACUGGGGAAUCGUUGCGUUGAUCAAUAAUUGUUGUUGUUGUCGUUUCUAUUUUUGUAUUAUUUCACUUUUUUUUUUACUAAAUACGCAAAUUGUCGCAGCGGUGGCUAGGAGAUGUUGACUACCUCGCCUGGUGUACAGGAGGUCGUGGGUUCAGUCCCAACCCUGACGCCUGCUGCUGUGUAUUUGGAGUUUGCGUGUCUCUCUCUCAUCAUCAUCACGGUGAAUAGGAGAUGUUGACAACCUCCCCUGGUAUACAGGAGGUUGUGGGUUCAAUCCCAACCCUGACGCCUGCUGUGUAUUUUGAGUUAGCAUCUCUCUCUCGCACAUGAUCAUCACAGUGAAUAGGAGAUGUUCACAACCUCGCCUGGUGUGCAGGAGGUCGUGGGUUCAGUCCCAACCCUGACGCCUGCUGUAUAUUUUGAGUUAGCAUCUCUCUCUCGCACAUGAUCAUCACAGUGAAUAGGAGAUGUUCACAACCUCGCCUGGUGUGCAGGAGGUCGUGGGUUCAGUCCCAACCCUGACGCCUGCUGUAUAUUUUGAGUUAGCGUCUCUCUGUCAUGAUCAUGCUCCUGCUGCUGCUGUGUGACCCCAAUAGAAUCAUAUGCAGGUUACAUUUGUUUCCAGCAGUCACAUCGAGUUGUGGUGGUGGUUUUUUUUAAUCCGUGGGAGAGAAGAGAAAAAAAACCCGCACGCAGAACGAGGGUGCGAGAUGUCACGCGCAAACUCUCUCCACACGGGCAUCAGAUUGGGGAAUCGAACCCAGGCCAUUCUUGCCACUACGCUGCGCUGUGACGAUUCGAUACUGGGGUUGGCUGGGUCGGGAUCUAUUUUGUCGUUUAGCGAGCUUUGUUUUCAUGAUCACCGUAUGUAACAAUUUUGUAAAAUUUUUCUUUGGUUCUGUCGGUAAAGUCACGUAUAAAGAUAAAAUAAUAAAUUAAAUAAUAGCAUACUACGACGUUUCGAUUGCAACACAAGCAAUCGUCAUCCGGUAUAAAAUAAAUAUAUAGCAACAAAAAUCUAACCAGAAAACUCUAGACAGACAUCUAAGCAGACAGACAUCAUAAAGAUACACAGAGAGAGAGGUCGUCUCUGUGGCGGGGCCCCCUCUCUAUAUUUAAAGCCCCGUCACAAAGACGACCUCUCUCUUUGUGCCAAUACGUGUUCUCUCUCUCUGUGUGUAUCUUUAUGAUGUCUGUCUGCUUAUAUGUCUGUCUAUAGUUUUCUGGUGAGAUUUUUGUUGCUAUUUCUUUUAUACCUGAUGACGAUUGCUUGUGUUGCAAUCGAAACGUCGUAGUAUGCUAUUAUUUAAUUUAUUAUUUUAUCUUCAUACGUGACUUUACCGAAAGAACCAAAGAAUAAUUCCUGCAGUCACGAAAGCUCCAAAAUUAAUUUUGUAAAACCCGCAUCGGUUCCGUUCCGUUCGAAGCCGAAUCGUAAAACAAAUCAUCGUGGCUCUUCUGACUCUCACGCAAGCAAUGUGUUUUUAUUUUUCCCCGCGUAUUUUUCCACUAGGUGGAAGUUCUGUAACGUGCGAUCAAAGACGGUUAUGACCUUCACGUUGGAAAGGCGGCGAGCUGUUAUCAUGUUCGUUCACAUCCUCUGCUGCUGCU